UCGUGGUUCGAGUAUAUGUUAGACUGGGAAGCAGCGAUCGCCAAUAAUGCAACACAGCCCAUUCUUGUACUGCGAUACGAAGAUAUCAAAGAGACGAGCGAGCGAGCGAUGCCGCUCGUGAAGUACCGUGACGCUGGCGGGGAUACGUUGCUCGUGCUGGAAGUGGACGGCUAUCUCUACCCCAAGACGCCGGAAGAGGUGGUGCGAGGCAUCAAGGAUGUAACCAUACGAGAUGAUGACGUCAUGAUUUGCGCCUACCCAAAGAGUGGAACUCACUGGGUGUGGGAGAUAACACGCUGCAUCCUGUCGGGGACAACCGAUCUUGUCGUGGCGGAAAAAGACGAACUGCAUCUGGAGUGUAUUCCGAAUUCCACCCUGGAAACGUUCGCCUCGCCGAGAAUACUGAACUGUCAUAUCUGGUACCGACAACUGCCCGGGCAGUUCACGCAGAAGAACUGCAAGAUCAUCUUUGUGAGCAGAAACCCGAAAGACGUGGCGGUUUCGUUCUUCCACCACCACAAGAAGCUGACGCAGUAUUACGAAUAUACCGGAAAGUGGGAAAACUACCUGCCGCUCUUUCUAAACGGACAGGUGGAUUCGGGGUCGUGGUUCGAGUAUAUGUUAGACUGGGAAGCAGCGAUCGCCAAUAAUGCAACACAGCCCAUUCUUGUACUGCGAUACGAAGAUAUCGAAGAGAACCCCCAGAGAGAAGUGUCUAAGAUCGCCAGGUUCCUGGACAAGGACUGCACUGCCGAGUUCCUGAGCCAGGUGUGUGACAAGUGUGAUUUCCGUAACAUGAAGCGGACAAAGGGCCACAUCAUCACCUCGCUCGACGACAAGAACGACUCGGUCAUGUACAGGAAAGGCCAAGUGGGAGAUUGGAAAAAUUACUUUACAGUUGCACAGAAUGAAGUUUUUGACCGAGUAUUUGCGGAGAAAAUGAAACAAUCGUCAAUGAAGUUCAAAUACGAGCUAUAACAAAGUGCAGUAAAUGUUAUCUCAUUGUUAUCUCACGACUGUUAUUGCUCAUUGUUGACGUUUAACUUUAUAUUUUAUUAUUUAUCACGGGAAGUGUGCACAAAACGCCUAGCGUUUAUAUAUUUACAUAUUUACAAUCUUUAUGUGAUCUAAGAUCAGGUUUAGCAUAAAACACAGAUUAGCACUUUUAUUACAUUUUUUAAACUUUCGACUAUAUAUUUAUAUAAAUAAUUACUUUUAUUGCAUAUUUUUAAGUUUCAAAUUUAUAUUGUUUACCACCCGGUGUGUGUGCGUGGGUGCGUGCGUGUGUGUGUGUGUGUGUGUGUGUGUGCGUGCGUGUGCGUGUGUGUGUGUGUGCGUGCGUGUGUACACAGAAACUCCUAUAAACCGGACAUCCACGAGGCGAAGUACAGAUACGAAACGGGCAGUUGUUGAUAGCUAAUUGUCUUUUGCGUAGCACCUUUUAAAAAAGUAUUUAUUAACAGAAGUGUGCUAGGAUGCACGAAACGCCUGGCGAUUAUAUGUUUACAUAUUUACAAUCUUUAUGUGAUCAGGUUUAGCAUAAAACACAGAUAAGCACUUUUAUUGCAUAUUUUUUACUUUAUCACCCGGUGUGUGCAUGUGCGUGCGUGCGCGUGUUGGUGCGUGCGGGUGCGUGCGUGCGUACGUGUGUACACAGAAACUCCUAUUAACCGGACAUCCACUGGGCCAUGUACAGAUUCGACGGAAUAGCAGUUGUUGUAAGCUAAUUGUCUUUUGCGUAGCACCUUUUAAAAAAGUAUUUAUUUACAGAAAAAUUAUGUUAUUUACGCAGAUAUUCAGUUAUUUAUAAUAAAGUACAAUAUAUACACAGUGA
Molecule: messenger RNA, 1834 nt
Organism: Gigantopelta aegis
Lineage: Eukaryota; Metazoa; Mollusca; Gastropoda; Neomphalida; Peltospiridae
Product: sulfotransferase family cytosolic 1B member 1-like
Exons: 6
Coding region: 16-978 (320 amino acids)
Biological process (GO): sulfation
Cellular component (GO): cytoplasm
Molecular function (GO): sulfotransferase activity
Source: RefSeq, a predicted model, not a curated record